Cicer arietinum (chickpea) is the source of this 2357-nucleotide messenger RNA. RefSeq names its product E3 ubiquitin-protein ligase RSL1-like. Gene Ontology annotation, molecular function: RNA-DNA hybrid ribonuclease activity; zinc ion binding; nucleic acid binding. Gene Ontology annotation, biological process: protein ubiquitination. The record is from RefSeq and is a predicted model, not a curated record. NCBI's taxonomy places the organism in Eukaryota, Viridiplantae, Streptophyta, Magnoliopsida, Fabales, Fabaceae.
UAAGAAGAAUGGCAACUUCACUUCUCUUGUUGAUACCCUUUGCCCCUCUCUUUCUCUCUCUCUUUCGAAGUCAAUGAUCUAUGAGGGUCAAAUAUUGAUUUGUUUUCCAACGCCAAAAUAUUUCGAUUUUGAUUUUUGGGUCUUAUAGUAUCACACCUCUUUUACUCUUGGGGUGAAAGAGGAAUGAGAUUUCUAAAUAGCAUUCUAGAAUUAUCGAUUUCUAUUUUUAGACUUUGAUUCAUCAAUAGGGCCCAAAAUGCCCAUUUUUGCUAUCAAAGUUUUGUAAUUUUAGAAUAAAAAUAUGAUUUUUUAGAUCGAUUCGUUGAUGGGUUAUUCUGAGAUAUUGUUGUAAUGAUUAGUUCAUAUUCUAUAUCUGAAAAUCUCUGGUAAUUAAAAAAUGGAGGAUCAAGAUGUUUUAGGUUAUAGAACAUUUGUUGAUGUUGAAAGAGAGGAGGAAGAAGAAGAAGAUGAGUUUUGUAGUUGUUGUGAAGAUGAAAAAGAAGAUGAAGAAAGAGAAGAAGAAGAAUGGAAAGAAAUUGAAGAAACGGUGGUGGAAGGGUUGAAGGAAGAACUUGAUGAAUUUUCAGUGAAAAUGUUCUUUAAGGGUUUGUCAAUAACUGGUGUGGAAAAUUCAACAUCAGGGUUUUCUGGAAUUGGAGUGUUCAUGGAAAGAUCAUCAAGUUUUCCACCUAUAAGGGUGCAAAAAAGGCUUGAUUUUUAUGCUGAGGAGCCUAUGGUUGAUUACUUGGCACUCAUGGAUGGUUUGUUAGAAGCUAUGCAGAAUAAGAUCCGUAGGGUUUAUGCUUUCACUGAUUCUGAGUUGUUGUAUAAGAUCACAUUUGAUGAAAAUUUGGACAUGCCACUUUUAAUGGCACUGAGAGAAAGGAUUCUGGAACAUGCCAAUAAUUUUGAAACUUUUGAUCUGAAGCUUGUACCUAGCAUUGAUCUUGAGCAGCCAAUGCAGUUGGCCAAAGUAGCGAUGGGACUCGUCACUUUUCCAGUAAAUGGUGAAAGGUUGCUUGAGAAUUGUUCUAUUUGUUGUGAUGACAAGCCGGUGCCGAUGAUGAUCACUUUGAAAUGUUCACACACAUUUUGUUCACAUUGCUUAAGGUCCUAUGCCGAUAGUAAAGUACAAUGUUGUCAAGUCCCUACAAGAUGUCCUCAACCAGGAUGCAGAUACUGUAUCUCUGCACCUGAGUGCAAGUCUUUUCUUCCGUUCGCCUCCUUUGAAUCUCUGGAAAAGACCCUUACGGAAGCCAAUAUUGUCGAGUCGGAUAGGAUUUAUUGCCCGUUUCCAAAUUGCUCUGUUGUCCUUGAUCCCUGUGAAUGUUUAUUGGCAAAUGACGGUUCAUCUAGUCAGUCAGACAAUUCUUGUAUCGAGUGUCCUGUUUGUAAGAGGUUUAUUUGUGUGGAUUGUGGGGUUCCUUGGCAUUCUUCCGUGACCUGUGAAGAAUACCAGAGUUUGCCAGAGGAGGAGAGAGAUGCUUCCGACAUUACAUUGCAUCGUCUUGCUCAGGAUAAAAGGUGGAAACGAUGUCAGCAGUGUCGAAGAAUGAUUGAGCUUACUCAAGGUUGUUACCACAUGACAUGCUGGUGUGGUCACGAGUUCUGCUAUUCUUGUGGUGCGGAAUAUCGGGAAGGCCAACAAACAUGCCAAUGUGCAUAUUGGGAUGAAGACAGCUUGACACAUUCGCUUCAAGAAUCAGAACAAUGGGCAUGGGAGACUUCCUUGAUCAUGGACGCGUACUCAGAUCAAGAACGAUCACAACUCGCACUUAUACAACGGUUCCUUGAUGGCGGUUUUAGUCUUAGUGACCACAAUCCCUACCAAUCUCCUCCCCCUCACUGUACAGAAUCCUUUGUAGACCCUUUGAAGGAUCUUCAUCAACUUCCAUGGCUAGAGAGAUUCGUGUCUGUGAUAAGUGACAACUACUAUGAAGAUUACAUGCAAUGAAACUAUGCUAAAUCUUAUGCUAUCUAUUGCACUUCUGGAUUGUUCAGUGAGUUUCGCAGAAUCACAUUAUGCCACCGUAUGUUGUUGGCAAAAACUAUACUUUGAAGCUUCGACAAAAUCACGAUGCCAGUGUGUGAUUUUACUAAACUCAUUGUCAAUCUAAACAUGCAGAUGCAGAUAGUUAGUUCAUCAACUUCAUACAAUCACAUGGAUAAAGAGUUUCUCACUCUGCUCAUUUUUCUCAUUAGGUGUAAUAACAAUGUCAUGUGACUUCUUUUAUGUUCUUCACUUUGAUAUCUUUGACCUAAGGUUCAUGGAUAUUUUAUUAGGGUGAACAAUUUGUUCAUGAUCACUUUCUUAUUAAAAGAAUGAAAAAUGAACAUUGGAAGAAGAGAAACCAAAA